GCACUGGGCGCAGUUGAUGAGUGUUGGGCCAAUGGGCGCGCGGCGCUGCUGCUGAGUGGAAGUUGUCGGUUGAGCUCACAGGCUGGGGCCGGGAUCACAGGCAAAGGGGCUUCCCGAGACGUCUGAGCUGGCAGUUAGAGGGGCACAGGAUUAUGCAGCUGCCUGGCACCCCCCUGCCACCAUGUACGUGAGUUACUUAUUGGAAAAGGACGCUGCUGCCAUGUACCCUGGAUCUAUGCGCGCCCACCCGGGGCUCCAGAACUACCCCUCUGCCCCCCAGUACCCUGACUAUGCCGGAUACCAUGCAAUGGGCACAGACCAUGGGGCACCUUCCUCUGGUUCCUCGGCUGGCUGGAUCACCCCCUAUGGACCCCCAAGGGAUGAAUGGGGGGUCCAUCCGACGUACUCCCCUGGGCACUCUCACAUCAACCCCUCUCCUGUAGGGAACAUGGCCUUUAGCCCUGAAUAUUCCCCGGCGCAGGUGCAGGGACAGCCUUGUGUUGGGGUAUUACCAGCUGGGCCCCCACCACCACCCCCUCAGCUAUCGCCUGGAUCAGAGGAUGGUCACCGGCGGCAUCACUACGAAUGGCUCAGGAAACCCGUCCCCCAGGCCAGCAUUGGAACCAAGACAAGGACAAAGGACAAGUAUCGCGUUGUAUACACAGACCAGCAGCGGUUAGAGCUGGAGAAGGAAUUCCAUUACAGCAGAUAUAUCACUAUCAGGAGGAAAGCAGAGCUGGCAGUCAAUCUGGGGCUCUCAGAGAGACAGGUAAAGAUUUGGUUCCAAAACAGAAGAGCCAAAGAAAGAAAAAUCAACAAGAAAAGAAUCCAGCAGACUGGCCAAAAUGGACCAGACACUCUCAGCCCAGAACCCUCCAUUACCCACCACAUGAUACAACAUGCUACAAGUAACGUGGGGGUCUUGCCAAAUACUGUCACUCAGUGAAACCCCUACUCCUUAAUGUUUGAUCAUGAGCAGCUCUCAAGGACACUGACCGCCCCUCUCUCUGGAUCCCCAGCUGGUUGGAGAUGGACCCAGAUGUGUGGGAAGUCACUAUGAGCAAGACCCUUCUUAGCUGGUUGGACUGAUGGGGAGCACCGACAGUUAUUAUUAUAUUAUUAUAUGUAACAGACAGUACCACCUCUUCCUGGUACCCAUUGGGUCUAUAUCCCUGGGGCUGCUAACAGUAGCACACGCCUACACAGGAAUGGACUGCUAUUCAUUGGGUGUAUUCUUGGGGGUCACUGACAGCACCCCAGGACUCCUGCAUACUCAUAGACUUUUACAUAAAAAUCAUUUCUCCUAAGAGAUUGAAGGGUUUAAAAUAUGCAGUUAAUUUUAAUAUAUUUGUACAUAAAAUGGUAACAAAAAUGAUAUUUUUAUGUGAUAUUGUAUGUCUCAGGGAUUAUUUGUUUACUUACAUAUGACCGUGCAGGAUGGGUUAUUAAAGCGGUAAAGGUCGACCCUCUAUACAGUAUGGCAGCUCCACAUGUGCCAGUUAAUGGGAGCAGAUGCAACAGGGUGGGGGAAAUAUUCUGUUAAACUUUAACCAUCUUCAAAGCAGAUGAUAAUAUGUGAUGUACCCGGCAGCCUUUCACAUGCAAUAGAAUAGAGGCAAGCACUCUGACAUUUCAGUGGGGGAUUACAUCCCUUUUAUUAAAAUAUUUUAUUGUAAGAUA
Molecule: messenger RNA, 1680 nt
Organism: Xenopus laevis (African clawed frog)
Lineage: Eukaryota; Metazoa; Chordata; Amphibia; Anura; Pipidae
Gene: cdx2.S
Product: caudal type homeobox 2 S homeolog
Exons: 3
Coding region: 182-946 (254 amino acids)
Biological process (GO): anterior/posterior axis specification; cell differentiation; animal organ morphogenesis
Cellular component (GO): nucleus
Molecular function (GO): DNA binding; DNA-binding transcription factor activity; RNA polymerase II transcription regulatory region sequence-specific DNA binding
Source: RefSeq, a predicted model, not a curated record